UAUGUUCACCUCUUUUGCUUAAUUAAAAAAAAAAAAUAAAUAAAUAAAAAUUAAAAGAUUUAUUUCGUGCCAAUUAGAAUAUAUUUUUUAAUAGAUCAUUUAAUAUUCGAUUGUUUUAACUUUCUUUGAAUAUUAGUUUUAACAUAAUAUUUCGAUAGAAAUCGACUGACAUUUAAAUAAUUAUUGACAUAAACGUCAGUGAGAAAGUUGGUAGUAUUUGUCAAGCUUGUAUGAUAUAAAAAUUCUAUGAUCGCUGUAGCUUAGAUUAUUGAUUUCUAAAUAUAUAACAUAUGUUUUAAGAAGAUAAUAUUUGAAAUUAUUUGGAAAUGGCAGACACUGAUCCACAAUUAAAACGGCUUUUACUUCCAGCAGAAGAAACUUUAUUUGAACAAUUAUUAAGAUUUGGACUAUAUAUUGGUGCAAUAUUUCAAGUUAUAUGUUUAUUAGCAAUAAUAGUUUAUCAAGUAGGCCCUUCUGAUGGUAUAGGUGCUUUAAAGGAUGAUCCAAGUGAUGUUGAAUGCUCAGAAAAUAGUCCUCAGGUUACCCCAAGAAGACCUCAUAGACCACGAAAACAAGAAAAAAAGAAAAGACGUUGAAUUUUCUUGUUUAUAAAAUAUAUUAUUUAAUAAUUUUAAAAACUAAUAUUAAAUAUUA
Molecule: messenger RNA, 654 nt
Organism: Apis mellifera (honey bee)
Lineage: Eukaryota; Metazoa; Arthropoda; Insecta; Hymenoptera; Apidae
Product: protein MANBAL
Exons: 3
Coding region: 327-596 (89 amino acids)
Cellular component (GO): membrane
Source: RefSeq, a predicted model, not a curated record